UCUCCUUACCACCCCCCUCUCUCCUCUCUCUUCUCUCUCUCUCCCACUCACUUGAGUCGCGGCUCCAGCCUGGGUGGUGCUCAGAUUUCUCGGCUGAGACCCACCACUUAACAUCCCAAGAUCUAACUUAGAAAGCUUCGCCUGGAGUCGCUCGAACUUUUAUUUCUUUGCGUUUGUUCGGGUCCGUUUAAUGAGGUCGUCCCGUCGUUAUCGUACGAGGUUUUUCUUAUUUAUUUAAAUAGCGUCGUCGCUAAAAAAAAAGAUAAUCAUCGACGCCCGCCGUCGCCGUGAAGUCGACAAGAAGCUUUACCGGCAACUUCCAAGGGGCAUUUUGGCAGUGGUGUUCUCAGGUUCUCAGCCGUCCGUGAUUUCUAGAAGCAAGAGAGGAGGAGGAAGAAGAGGGAUUUUUUUAAGUUGGGGGGAAAAAACGACAGAAACCCAAAGAAGACGAAGACCAAAAGGGGCCCCCUCCCCCAUCGUAAAGCGACUUCGACACCAGACGUUCUGCACAUGUAGCCAUCAUCGUUGUGAAAGGCCCUGUUAGAUUACGUGCCAGCCAAGGUGUGCAGGGUUACACGUGGCAGCCAAGGUGUGUGGGAGCCAGGUGUGGAGGGUUACACGUGGCAGCCAAGGUGUGUGGGAGCCAGGUGUGUAAAGGGGACACCGGGAGACGGGAGUUGUAGGAGGAACCUCAGCGCGAUAAGGGUGGCACUGGGCACCCUGAUCCAGGGGUGGAGGUUUCGGAAUCCAGGUGAGGGGCAGCGAUGACGGACGUGUGGGAGUUGCUGCUGCCCUAUCUGCCCACCGUGCGCAUCCCCACAUCGGGGACUCGAAUCUACAAGGAUGAAUGCGCCUUCUCUUUCGACAGCCCGGAGUCGGAGGGCGGCCUGUACGUGUGCAUGAACACCUUCCUGGGCUUCGGGCGAGAGCACGUGGAAAAGCACUACCAGAAGACGGGCCAGUGCGUCUACAUGCACCUCAAGCGCACGCGGCGCGAGAAGCCGCAGGGAGCGUGUGGUGGAGGAGGGGCAAGCGAUGGAGAAGACACCACCCUCCGCCUUCUCUCUGUGACAGAUCUGCGGGACGAGGAGGAAGAGAGGGAGAGCCGGGACUUUGUGGAGGAGGCUCGACUCGUCGUGUUUCCCGAGCAGCUAGAGAUUCGGCUGCCCAACAUCGAGGAGCUGCCGGCCAUGGUGUCCAUCGCGUGCGACUCGGUGCUCAGGGCCGACACGUCGGUGCGGACGCUGCUGCCGGAGCCGUGGGACAAGGAGUUCCGGCAGGUGUCGCGGCACGCCGAGUCGCUCAAGCAGGAGGGCGCCGAGGUCCGCGUGCCGCCCCGGGGCUGGAAGUGCGAGCAGUGCUCCGUUCGCAAGAACCUGUGGCUGAACCUGACGGACGGCUCGGUGCUGUGCGGACGCAAGUACGUGGACGGCACGGAGGGCAACGGCCACGCGCUGCAGCACUUCCGCACCACGGGGCACCCACUCGCCGUCAAGCUCUCCUCCAUCAGCCCCGACGGCGCAGACGUCUACUCGUUUGACGAGGACGAGAUCGUCAUCGACCCCAAACUCCCCGAGCACCUCGCCCAUUUCGGCAUCGACGUCAUGUCCAUCUCGCAGGAGGCCGAGCGGACGGACGAGGUGCAGGGCCCACCAGCAGGCGAGUGGGCCGCGCUGCAGGAGGUCGGGUACAAGCUGAAGCCCCUGUACGGGCCGGGCUACACAGGCCUGCGCAGCCCCGGACGCUGCUCCUACCUGUCGGCCCUCAUGCAGGUCCUCUUCAGCAUCAGCCACUUCCAGCGAAGGUAUGUCGGGAAUCUGCACCGGAUAUUCGAAGAAUCGCCCCUUGACCCCACGCAAGAUUUCAGCACGCAGAUGGCGAAAUUGGGUCACGGCCUGCUGUCAGGGCUUUACUCAAAGCCUCCGCCGAAGUCGGAUAUCAUAGAGCAGGUGACGAGAGAGGACGUCAAGCCCCCGGAGCUGCGCGGCGUCUCGCUGGGCAUGAUCAAGGAGCUCGUGAGCCGAGGCCACCCGGACUUCUGCACCGACCGGCAGCAGGACGCCUUCCAGUUCUUCAACUACAUGAUUAGCCUCAUCGAGAUGAACAGCGGUGCCGAGGCGACGUCGCCGAGCCGGGCGUUUGCGUUCCGCUUGGAGGAGCGCGUGCAGUGCUGCCAGUCGCGCAAAGUUCGCUACCAGCACCGGCCCGAGCACUCCGUCAGCCUGCCGGUGCCACUCGAGUCGGCGCACAACCGAGGGGAGCUGCUGGAGGUGGAAAGGAAGCGGCGCGAGGCGGUGGAGCAGGGGCGGCCGGAGCCCCGGGGGGUGCGCGCCCGCGUGCCCUUCGGGGCCUGCAUGCAGGCCUUCGCCGAGCCCCAGAACGUCGAUGACUUCUGGAGCUCCGAGCUGCAGGCCAAGGCGCCGGCCGUGAAAACCUCGUGGUUUUCAACGUUCCCGGAGUACCUCGUGAUCCACCUGAAGAAGUUCACAUCAGAGCAGGACUGGGUCCCGAAGAAGAUCGACGUCUCAGUGGACAUGCCCGAUGAGCUGGACCUUAACGAGCUGCGGGGAACGGGGCUGAAGGCCGGCGAAGAGGAGCUGCCCGACAUCUCCCCGCCCGGCCUCCUCUCGUCGUCGCCGUCGCUGAGGCGCCGCGGUGCCGGGCUUCAUCGCUCCUGGGGGGGCGGCCAAGACGAGGAUGAUGAGGACGACGACGAGAACGGAGACGGAGAGGGGAUGAGGAGAGUGCCGUUCCUUGACGAGGUGGCCGUCUCGACUCUGGAGGAGAUGGGGUUCCCGCGCGAGGCCUGCCGCAAGGCCGUCUACUUCUCCGGGAGCCUGGGCCUCGAGCCUGCCGUCGACUGGAUCAUGAAUCACCUCGACGACCCCAACCUGGCAGAGCCACUGCACAUCCCGGGGCUGCUGUCACCUCCGUGCGGCGAGCGGGCAAGCGGAGACGGAGAGCUGGGAGGGCGGCGGCAACAUGGCCGCCGGAGGAUGUCGCGCCCGUCCCAGCCGCCCCCGCCCGAGGAGAGCGUCGCGAUGAUCGUGUCGAUGGGGUUCACGCGGAGCCGCGCCUUCCGCGCCCUCACGGCCAACAACAACAACCUGGAGCGCGCCACCGACUGGAUUCUGACCAACAUGGCAGACGCGGGCUCGGAUGGGGACGAGGAGGAAGAGGAGGAGGAGGGGGCAGCAGCAGGGGCAGCAGCAAAAGGGGCAGCAGCAUCGGGGGCAGCAGCAGCAGCAGGAGUACCAGCAGCAGCAGCAGAAGGGGCGGCAGCAGCAGCAGCAGGAGUACCAGGAACAGCAGCAGGAGCAGCAGCAGCAGCAGCAGGAGUACCAGCAACAGCAGCAGGAGGGGCAGCAGCAGCAGCAGUGAACGCUGCUCCUGCUAAGGUGGAACUUGUGGCGCCCAGCAGCAUCGCCCUCCCAGAGGCCCACAGAAACGGGCCUCUCCCGAGCAGCGCGAUGAGCAACGGGAUGUCGGAAUACCCCGACGGGCCCGGACGCUACCGUCUCUUUGCCUUCAUAAGCCACAUGGGCACAUCCACCAUGUGCGGACACUACGUGUGCCACAUCCGCAAGGAGGGCCGGUGGGUGAUCUACAAUGAGGACAAGGUGUGCGCCUCCGAGAAGCCUCCCAAAGACCUCGGAUACCUCUACUUCUACAAGCGCAUGCAGAGCUGAGAGAGGCGUCCAUGCCAAGCCCCCAGCAGCAGCAGUCACCGGUCCCGUCAGCCACAGCCCCCCCCCCCCCCCCCCGCCAGAGGCACAGGACAGAGGUCGCAACCGGGUACCCGAUACCCGUACCCUACCCGAUACCCGGCUACCCGUACCCGGCCGGGUACGGGUAACCGUUUGCGACCCUGGUGCGGCCGGGUACGGGUACGGGUAGAUCGUGAGUCACUGAUGAGUAACCGUUUGUCACUCAUUUCGGGUAGGGUACGGGUAGGGAACGGGUACACAUACCCGGCCGGGUACGGGUACCCAUUUGCGACCCUGGUGUGGCCGGGUACGGGUACGGGUAAGGAAUCAAAACCCGUUUGCGACCUCUGGCACAGGGUGGGGGUAAGGGUGGGGUAGCGUGCACAAUGACUUCUCCAAAUCUGGACGUACCACCCCCGGUCAAAGUGCAACGUGGAGCAGGGUGGGGUCGUCACUUGUGUCCGGGUUUUUCUUCCCCAGCAUCAUCGUCUCGUUGAGGAAGCUGUCCUGGGAAAUGUCAAGUCUUUGCGGAACAUUCAAAAUCCCAUUUUUUUCGCUCAUUUACAUAAUAUACUUCUCAAGGCGAUGCAUUCACAUGCAGCUCUCUCCCCUAUUCUGGUAUUGUAUGUUGAACUUCUUUCGCACCGUACGCACUAAUCAGAGGUGCGGGGGAAGGGCAACAAAUAAACACAAAAAGCAGUUAUAAAUAAAUUCGUUUUCAAUUGUUGAAAUUAUCUUCCCAUGAUAUGUCCCGGGUUUUUUGUUGUUGUUAUUCUGCAGAGGUGGCAACCCUAGCAGAGUGAAGCCUUCAGUCACAUCUUUUGGGUAAGGCUACCACAUUUCUGGGAAGCUCAACCGGGACAGGUGGUAAACUGGCCCCACCCCCAACCCCACCUCACUUUCACAGCCUCAUCCGGAGUGGGUGGGGCUCUCUCACUUUGGCCCUGCCCACCGCUCACAGGCCCCACCCACUCAUCUUCCAGCUCCACCCACAACCCAGGUAGCUCCACCUUUUAACCAGUUUCGUAAAAAGCACAAGGACACGGGACGGCACUUGCGAAAACCUCCAGGAGUGUGUCGCGGCCAAAACGGGGACGUUUGGGGUAGCCUUAACUUUGUGAGAUCCUACGUGGGAGGCGAGGGAUGGAUGCCAAUGGGAUGUGCAGAUUUACCAAUUUGUAGAGAGGGAUGCUGAAAGCCAGGCACCAUUGUCUCUAAGCCAAUUGUUCAUUCCAGUGGUGAACUGGCAGUGAUUGGCAGUUUCAUUCACACUUGAAUGGACAUGUAAUCUAGACUCCCCCCCCCCCCCAUUGGCACCACCGAUACACCCAUAACAUCUUGGGUACACCCACCUGCCAGGCCCUUGCCCAAGUUUCGUCCCUGUGGCAAUGGGCAUUGUGUUCUGUGGGGUUACUUAGAGCAGUGGUGGGCAACCAACACAACAACAAGAGCCAUUUUCGUCAAACUCUGUAAAAAAAAUCGAAAACCUCUCAAUAUUUCAAGAGCCGCAAUGCGAAUAACGUCGCGCAAGCAGAACUUAAGAGCCGCAUGGCAGCCCCGAAGCCGCAGAUUGCCGACCCCUGCCUUAGUGACGUGCCCUCUGCCUUAGGCCUGGCGCGAGAGCCUCAGGCAUGACCUGCCCUCGAGGGCAGGAGCAGCAGCAGGCGUGCCGAGCGCAAUGCUGCCGUGCGAUCCAAGGCGGUGUCUAGAAAAGGGAUUUGCCAAAAUUACGGUUAAAACUCACCACUUUGUGACGAGGGCCUUACUUGAAGAGUUCCUCACACUUCAAUGAAAACAAAUCUCAAGAUUUGUUAGUUUUUCUGUCCAAAAAUAUAGCCACACAUUUUAAAAGCUUUUGUGCACUUUACAAUCCAUAACUGUUUUGUAAAAAAAAAGCAAAUUGAGCAGUUCCUCUCGCAAGAGCGAUGUAGCCACCACCGUCACAGAUUUAUUUUUUUGCGCGAGAGCGAGCCGUCAGUUGAUGACGGUGAAAGUGAAUAAAUGUUGCGGUCGAGUUAUGAGUGUUGAAACCGUCCCAGCGGUGUUCCCAUACAGCGGCUUCGUAGGAUUCACGCAGCCGCGUUCCAGUGCCGCGAAUGCAUCACAAAGCCCACCGAUGUGGAAAAAUGUAAUUUUAUUUUUAAUGUAACUCGUUUGUUUUUGAACUCUGCUCCCCUCGAUUUUAGUGGAAAAACUUGUACGGGCGGCGUGGUUUUUUGUUCUUUUCUUUCCGUGACCACAGUUAAAUCGCAAAAAAAACUGCACCCAAGUGAGAUUUAAACAAAAUGAACGAUGCCGAGGCCGUUUUCUUUGGCGAUAGAGCACGGACCUCCGUGAAGAAUAACGAAACGAACGAUGAUAAACACGACUGAAUGUGAACAAAUCGCACACCUAACAGGCUAAUAAAAACGUUUGUACCAGA
Molecule: messenger RNA, 6129 nt
Organism: Lethenteron reissneri (Far Eastern brook lamprey)
Lineage: Eukaryota; Metazoa; Chordata; Hyperoartia; Petromyzontiformes; Petromyzontidae
Product: ubiquitin carboxyl-terminal hydrolase 13-like
Biological process (GO): protein deubiquitination
Cellular component (GO): cytosol; nucleus
Molecular function (GO): protein binding; cysteine-type deubiquitinase activity; zinc ion binding
Source: RefSeq, a predicted model, not a curated record